Molecule: messenger RNA, 3230 nt
Organism: Puntigrus tetrazona (Sumatra barb)
Lineage: Eukaryota; Metazoa; Chordata; Actinopteri; Cypriniformes; Cyprinidae
Gene: gpa33a
Product: glycoprotein A33 (transmembrane), paralog a
Exons: 7
Coding region: 251-1537 (428 amino acids)
Cellular component (GO): plasma membrane
Source: RefSeq, a predicted model, not a curated record
UAAUACAGUUCUCACAGAUCGAUUAGGACCUGUGUUGCUCUUCAUAAGCAGAAGUUAGACACACAUUACUGUGGUCUCUGUGUUGAUCUCACACAAGAAACUGUGAGACAGACAGGAGAACCAGGGCAAGACGAGACUCGACGGCGGGGCGGUGCUCUUCGUUUCCAGCGUCUCAUUGGCUAAGAGAGAGAGUUUGAGCGCCUUCAACACCUUCGGUUCAUACCUGAGACGCUGCUGGACGCUCACAGAAAUGGAAGGAACGCUGGGAAUAUUUGGGAUAUGUCUGCUCUUCGCUGGAGUUCACAUGACUUCGGGCACAACCGUAAACAUCCCAGAUCCGGAAUAUAAGAUUGCGAGGGGUGAUAAUGUGAUCAUACCCUGCACUUUCACACCAGGUAACACUAUCGUGUCAAUAUCUUGGACAGCAGAGCCAGAUGUACAGGGUCAAUCAGAGAUUAAAGUUGUUGAUUACUUCAUUACCGGGAAUAAAAUGACGGUAUUCAAGAAAUAUAAAGGCAGGGCAAGUGUAGUUGUGGAUAUGGCCAAAGGAACAGCCAACCUGCAGCUCCAGAGUGUCACCAGCGCAGACACACGGGCCUACGAGUGUAAAGUCCAGGACCCGGACGAUGAGGAGGGCAAUCUGUCGGACACGGCCAAACUCAUAGUCCUGGUGGCUCCAUCGACGCCCGUCUGCAGUGUUGUGGGGAAGGCAGAAUACUUCGAGAACAUCGAGCUGACCUGCCGCUCUGAGGAGGGAACCCCGACGCCGACUUACAAAUGGCAAAUCUACAGCGUCAGUAAUGUCCCAAAACCCCUGCCGCCGAAGGCCACUGACCUAAACGGAGUUUUGUCUCUUGUCAACAUUUCCAUGGACACCUCUGGCUACUACACCUGCACAUCCACCAAUGAAAUCAGAUCUGCAAAGUGUAAUCUGACCCUGGCUGUCAUGCCUCCGUCCAUGAACUUGGCCUCCACAGCCGGGAUCAUCGGAGCUGUGGUGUGUGUAGCUGUUCUUCUGGGAAUCAUCGUCCUCAUCUGCUGCUGCUGCCGUCGCAGGAGAAAACAGGCUGAGGAAUACGCAAUGGGAACUCCUGAAGAGUUCACAGACAAGGACCCUGAAGGAAGAGCGGACGAGCGCGCCGAACACGUGAACCAGGAGGAAGAGCGUCGCGUGAAAAGCGCAGACAAGCGCGACCCACCUGACGACCGCAGCGAGAAGAGCUACGAUCGGCGCAGCGACUACGACGACCGGAGAGAGCAGUACAACGACAGACGAGACGACCGCGGCGACCGGCGCGAGAGGUACGAUAGAGACGACCGGCGCGACCGUUACGACGAUCGCAGAGACCAAUACGAUGACCGUCACGAUCGCUACGACGACCGCAGAGAUCGUUAUGAUGAUCGCAGAGACCGCUACGACGAUCGCAGAGACCGCUAUGAUGACCGCUACGAUAGCGACCGUUAUUCCGACCGCUACGACAGUCGCGACAGACCUCCUAGCGUUCCACCGAACAAACCCAGAGAACCACGGAACUGAGGUGAGCAGGCGCAGAGUCGAUCCUCAGAAAUACACAGAAACUAGAGAAAAUGGACAAAUAAAGGUUUUAGUACCUCAUAUGCUGAAUAUGAAAUUUGACAGAAUAAGGGGCGUGUUUACACGUUGGUGUCUUUUUUGACAAGAAAAAGCUUCCAAGAGCAGGGUUUUACUUACAAACAGCAGCCAAGGACGUCUUUUGUUGCUAUAGCAACUGCAGCAACAGUAGCCUGUGUCCUGGGGAAAAAUAUCAAUAAAGUUCUUGCGUCAUCUUUUGAAGUUAACGCGAAGGUGAAUAUUAUUCACAAUGACGUUCGUGGGAAUGUAAAUACAGGGAAGAAAACAGUAUGAGGGCUUACAACAAUCUAGUCCCGGAGCCUGGAUAAGCAGAAUAUUUUAGACUAUAUCAAAGACUACCCAAGAAUAUCAAAGAAUACCCAAGACGUGUCACAAAAGCAACGCUUAACAUAGCUGAUCAAUCUCCAGCCGCUGAUUCAUAAGGUCAGGGGUCACCGCGUCGGACAGGUUCGGGUUGUCUAGGGCUGCACUGAUCUCGAUCUCAUCUGAGAGAAAAAACUUUUAUAACGUUGAGCGAAAGAAACAACAUUUAUUAUACAGUUGUUGUCAGACAUUACUGGUGACUUCAAUUCUGAAAUUUACUCGAAAGCUUAGUGAACCGUUUGGGAGUAUUAGAUGUUUCCACAUUCAAAGAGAUCUUCUGCAUUUUUCUUUUUGUUGUCAUGUAAACGACUCGCUGCUGGCUUGUGAUUGGUCAGCUCUAAAAAAUGUGCUUGAUGUAAGGUUUUUUCAGAAAUGUUAUUUCAACUUGAAAAGACGUCCUGAUCUGCAGAAAAGAUGCCGGUGAUGACAACUAAAAAAACCACUCAACUCUGCUUUGUCCUGCAAAGUUUAGCUCCAAGUCUAAUCAAAUACACCUGCUUUUUAUUUUCAAGCGAUCCUGAAGACCUUUAGUCAGGUGUGUUUGAUUAGAGCUGGACUUUUCAGGACAGUAGUUCUGAUUCACUCCACAGAAGUAUAAUGUAAAACAGUCUCUGACCAUUUUAAAAAAAAGACACCGAUUGUAAACAUAGCCUAAAGGUCUUCAAUACAUCUACCACCACACUCUCUUAUGUGUUUAUGUUUUAAUGUGAAAUAAUGGGGUUGGUUUGCUGUUUAUUUGUAUUGUUACAACCGAACUGUAUUCACGUCCAUGUUGUAGUUCUGUUUCUUUAUUCUUUAGAUCUUUCAUGACUCUUUAUUGACGUGCUUUAUUUUUGCAUUGUUUCAAAAUAAAACGUUCAAGUAAAUUCACACAGGUCUCACUGAAGUUCCUGAUUAAGAUGUUUAAUAUUCAGGCUUCUGUUUUAAAGCUGAACUUCUCUCUUCAUUAUGAGUCAUUGUUAUGAAAAGCGGUCCUGUAGCUCAUGAUGACGUCGGUCUGAGAGUUUUGCACAAGGCCAUUUUCAGCCAAGAUGUAAUUAAAUAUAAUUAUUCUUUAAUAUUCAAGUGGCAUCAUGUUAAGGAAAAUGUGUUCAGCUGUAUAUGACAGAAAUGUAUUGUUCGACCUGGGGAUGCUGUUUUUUAUGAUUAAUUUGAUCUGCUUUUGAUUGAUUCUACACACGUUCUGAUAUCGUUUCUCGUGUCAUUUAUUUUGCAGGAUGUUACAUGACAACCAUUAAAUACGUGUUUUUGCUAA